Messenger RNA from Hemicordylus capensis (graceful crag lizard), 5058 nucleotides. It is a transcript of the gene PPP1R13B, whose product is annotated as protein phosphatase 1 regulatory subunit 13B. The record is from RefSeq and is a predicted model, not a curated record. Lineage: Eukaryota; Metazoa; Chordata; Lepidosauria; Squamata; Cordylidae. The transcript is spliced from 18 exons. Gene Ontology annotation, biological process: apoptotic process; negative regulation of cell cycle; regulation of apoptotic process. Gene Ontology annotation, molecular function: p53 binding; transcription factor binding. Gene Ontology annotation, cellular component: nucleus. Bases 371 to 3802 code for a protein of 1143 amino acids.
GGCGAGGCGCCGUCCUCCACCUCUGGCAGGGCGGCGCGGAGGCGAGAGCUGUGUGUGUGUGGGAAAAAACUCUGAGGAGAAAGAGGCGGACGAGGCCGUGCCGUGCCUGUCACCGUCGUCGUCCGGCUGGCGACGAGAAGCCAGGCCGUCAACACCGCAGCGGCUGGGGCGGAGGGGAAGGGAACGGAAAGGGGAGGGGGAAAAAGCCCCCCGAAACCAGAGGCGCGUGAAGCCUGACCAGCGCCGCCGCCGCCGCCUUCAGCCGCCUCUCCGGUCCCGAGAGCAGAAGGAACGGCAGCCGGGCCCCGUGCGUCCCUCGCCUGCGUUUCCUCCGUGAGCGGCGGCCUGGCGUGACUGACUGGGGCCGGAGAUGAUGCCGAUGAUAUUAACUGUAUUCCUGAGCAACAAUGAACAGAUUUUGACUGAAGUGCCAAUCACACCUGAAACAACCUGUCGAGAUGUGGUGGAAUUUUGCAAAGAGCCUGGAGAAGGCAGUUGCCAUCUUUCUGAAGUGUGGCGUGGAAAUGAGCGGCCCAUCCCCUUCGAUCACAUGAUGUAUGACCAUCUGCAAAAAUGGGGGCCUCGCAGGGAGGAGGUGAAAUUUUUUCUUCGUCACGAAGAAUCCCCAACAGAAAGCAGCGAGCAGGGUCGUCAGACUCAAAAUCAGAGGAAUGGAAUCAGUAUACCUGUGGAAAAACGUACUGAAAAUGGGGUUGGGAAUCCACGUGUUGAGCUCACACUUUCUGAACUUCAGGAUAUGGCUGCCAGGCAACAGCAGCAGAUUGAAAAUCAGCAGCAAAUGUUGGUUGCCAAGGAACAACGGUUGCGUUAUCUGAAGCAGCAAGAACGCCGUCAGCAGCAGUCUGUGUCUGAGAGUGAAAAGCUACAGAAACUUAAAGAGCGAGUGGAGACACAGGAGACAAAGCUGAAAAAAAUCCGUGCCAUGAGAGGGCAGGUGGAUUACAGCAAGAUUAUGAACGGGAAUUUGUGUACGGCUACUGAAAUUGAGCAUAUCAGUACCAUGUUCCAGGAAAAGCAACAGGAGUUACAAGCUGCAGUGUUAAAAGUGGACCAGCUUACUCAGCAGCUAGAGGACUUGAGAAAAGGGAAGUUGAAUGGAUUCCAGUCUUAUAAUGGACAGAUGACCGGGCCUGCAGCUAUAGAAUUAAAAAAAUUGUACCAAGAACUACAGAUUCGCAACAGGCUUAACCAGGAACAGAACACCAAGCUUCAGCAGCAGAAAGAACUCUUGAACAAACGCAACAUGGAGGUGGCCAUGAUGGACAAGCGUAUCAAUGAGCUCCGCGAGCGCCUAUACAAGAAAAAAGUUGAGGCACGUCAAAAAGAAAACAUCCCUUUAAAUCGGAUAAAUGGAACAUCUUCCCCUCAGUCAUCCUUGAGUGCUUCAGGCAGAGUUGCAGCUGUGGGACCAUAUAUUCAAGUUCCUAGUUCCAGCAGUUAUGCUGUUCCAGUCGAUCCAGUGAAGCCACAGUCCCUGUCCAUUACUACUAGUGCAACUCAUGGAAGAUCGAAAUCUGAUACAGACUAUGGGUGUGUGAAAAAAUCUCCAGGCCCCUGGAAGAUUUCUGAUUUAGACAUUAUAGUGGAUCCUAUUCUGUCACCUCCCUCUCUUCAAACUACUGUUCACAAUGUCAUCCAUUCAGCAUCUGCUCUUUCUGAGAUCCUGCACUCAAAUGAUGGAAAUUGGCCAGCACUUAAACAAAACUCGGCUCCUGUGGUAAAGCCUCCACAAAUCUCCAAUGUAGAUUGGAAGGAAUCAAACAUGGAUGCUGCUCUAAAACAAGGAACUAUAUCCAGUCAGCCUCUGUCAUCUUCAAUAUUAGGAAGCAAUGAUAAACUGGGUCUUGAUAUGGGGAAAGUGCCACCAGCUAUCUCUGCUGUAAGUAAGCAGUUGCCUCAAAACUAUGGGACCUAUCCAAGCUCUGUUCCUUUAGGAACAGGUUCUACCAAUUCCCUGGAAAGACGAAAGGAUGGCAGCCUACCAAGACCUGGGUCUACAGCAGCAAACCGGCAAAGACCUGUCCCAUUACCACCAGCAAACAGCAUUCAUCAGCCUAGCUCUUCACAACAAAUACAACAGAGAAUAUCCGUCCCUCCUAGCCCCACAUAUCAACCUUCUAAUGUCCCACUAUUUCCAGGUGGAGAUGGCAGACCUGACCUCCCCUUAACUGUGGCCAUCAGGCCUUUUUUAGCUGAUAAAGGCUCACGUCCUCAGUCUCCCCGGAAAGGGCCACAAACAGUGAACUCCAGUUCCAUCUACUCAAUGUACCUUCAGCAAGCGACACCACCAAAAAACUAUCAACAGGCUGUGUACAACACCCUAAAUAAAUCAGUUAAAGCAGUUUAUGGGAAGCCUGUUGUACAGUCUGGUUCCACUUCUCCUUCGCCAUUGCCGUUCCUUCAUGGAUCUUUGCCUGCCAACGCAUCACAGCCUCAGCCUCCAAGUGACUAUAGUGAAAAAGAUCAAGAACUGGAAAAUAUCCCACCCUCGGGUGAUAACAGCAAUGUAGAAAACAUUCCUCGGCCCCUCAGUCCCACCAAACUCACACCCAUUGUUCAUUCACCCCUCCGCUAUCAAAGUGAUGCUGAUCUGGAAGCGCUUCGAAGGAAACUCGCCAAUGCUCCUCGGCCCUUGAAGAAGCGAAGUUCUAUCACCGAACCGGAAGGCCCCAGUGGACCAAACAUACAGAAGCUAUUGUACCAGCGCUUUAAUACUCUGGCAGGGGGAAUAGAAGGUGCCCCUUUUUAUCAGCCAGGCAACUCACAAGACUUUAUAGGCACUUCGGCAGACGUUGACAAUGGAAACACAAACACGAAUGGCAAUAUCGAAGAACCCGUUUCCGUGCCCCCCACAGCUCCUCUUCCUGACGAGCCUUCAUCUGAUGCCAACGAUAAUGAACUACCUUCACCUCCAACUGAGGAAUUGAUUAGUGCAGAAACAACAAAUCAGACACCUGAGACUACGGAGGAUGAUAACAACAACAACCCUGCUGUAGCCCCUUCUGUUGAGCGGCCACCUAGUCCUACACCCGAAGGCGAGUCCCCAGCAGAAGAUGAAGUGCAGCUGCCACCUGCUCUUCCUCCUCCUCCACUUCCUUCAACCAAGCGGACCAAUCUGAAGAAACCCAACUCGGAAAGAACAGGCCACAGUUUGAGGGUCAAGUUCAAUCCCUUGGCACUGCUGCUGGAUGCCUCACUGGAGGGAGAGUUUGACCUGGUGCAAAGGAUAAUCUACGAGGUGGAUGAUCCCAGCAAACCUAAUGAUGAAGGCAUCACCCCUCUGCAUAAUGCUGUGUGUGCUGGCCAUCACCACAUAGUAAAGUUCCUGCUGGAUUUUGGCGUCAAUGUGAAUGCAGCAGACAGUGAUGGAUGGACUCCUUUGCACUGUGCUGCCUCUUGCAAUAGUGUUCAUCUCUGCAAGCUACUUGUUGAAUCUGGAGCAGCAAUAUUUGCUUCAACUAUAAGCGACAUAGAAACUGCGGCAGACAAGUGCGAAGAAAUGGAAGAGGGUUAUAUACAGUGUUCCCAGUUUCUCUAUGGUGUACAGGAGAAGUUGGGAGUCAUGAACAAAGGGGUAGUGUAUGCACUCUGGGAUUAUGAAGCUCAGAACAACGAUGAGUUAUCAUUCCACGAAGGAGAUGCAAUUACCAUUCUGAGGCGCAAAGAUGACAAUGAGACAGACUGGUGGUGGGCGCGUCUCAAUGACAAAGAAGGCUAUGUGCCUAAAAAUCUCUUGGGGUUAUACCCAAGAAUAAAACCUAGGCAACGAACUCUUGCCUGAAUUCUGUCACUUGGUAGUGCAAUACCUUUUGGGCAACUGGAAGAUGAAAGCAUACACUGGAGACAUUUUCAAUCACAUUUCACCAAGAGAAAUAAAGCUACACUUGUUUAAAUGGUGCUCUUGUUAAUAUGAUGGACAGCAUUUGAGGUUUUCUGUCUGCAGUCUGUGAGGUCUGCUCCAUAUUAACCUACCCAGUCACUGGGAGAGGUAAUCACACAGCCUACAGUAUUUUUUGCCAAUUGAAUUAAACUUGUGCUAAAUGUUAAAAUCUCUUGCAAAAUGCAGAUAUGCUGUCUGACCUGUUCUAGGCCACAGUAACUAUCCUGACAUGUCAAGACCUGUACUAUUAAAGUUGUCAACUAAAUGUUGAGUUUACUGUGUAAAUCUUUACAGAUCCUAGUAAAAGUUAACUUCUAGGACUCACCAAAAGUCCUUUGGUAGAAAAGGUGUUACUGAGAAGACACAAAAGCAUCAAUGCUGAAUGGAUUUUUGCACACUUCUCAAAACCACACUUCUUCCUUCACUUGAUGUUUUUCUUGAUAUUCUGCUUAUAGCACCAGUUUAACAUCCCCAUAUCCCAUUAUACUUUCUGAACACACAUGAAUUCCAUCUUCUGAACAAACCUGCAUUCAGAUUUAAGAGAUUUGUAUGUCCAUAUGAAAGAAAAGUGCAAUAGUUGAAAAUGGGUAAGAGUGGGGGUAUAAAAGCUAAGAGGUUCACUUAAGGACCUUUAAUUAUCUAGGAAGAGAGGUGACUGAAGAAUUGAAUAAAGGCCAAGCUGGUUGUGUAGAGUGAAGGGGAGAAAGAAAGAGACUUAUAGCAAAGAUGACUUGCAGUUUGGGCUACAGCAGUCUUUGUGGUUCUUGGCAGCCCUGCAUUUCAUGCCAGGGUGAGUUAUGCAAUAACUUAAUCCAAUAUGUAGUUUCAAGCAAAAAAAGCACUUCACUGGAAUAUUAAUUGUACAUGAUUUUAUAUACAGAAGUCUAUUUUGAACUUCCCAUUCAGUUGUAGCCAUACAUUUUAUAAUUUCCUCCCAGUAAAUUGUAGGCCAGUUGGCUUUAUUCAUUUACACGUAUAUAAUUUAUAUCCAUUGAUGCAGUGCUGUUAACUUGCUUUUACCACUGUUUAGCAUUAAUUGUAUAUAUUGUGGUGAUGAAAAGUGAAAAGGUAUUGUAAAAGAAUAUUUGCUAAAUGAAUGUGAGUAAGCCUACGAUACACUGCUAAUCCAGUGUGCACAAUAAACUACUGCGAAGGUA